Messenger RNA from Cavia porcellus (domestic guinea pig), 1787 nucleotides. It is a transcript of the gene Lsmem2, whose product is annotated as leucine rich single-pass membrane protein 2. The record is from RefSeq and is a predicted model, not a curated record. The transcript is spliced from 5 exons. Bases 456 to 923 code for a protein of 155 amino acids. Lineage: Eukaryota; Metazoa; Chordata; Mammalia; Rodentia; Caviidae.
CAAGGCAGGCGCUUAUGCCGUUGAGCUAAAUCCCCAGCCCCUUAUUUACUUUUUUUUUGGUACUGAGGAAAGAACUCAGGACCUUGCGCUUACCAGGCAAGCACUUGAGGUGCUGAGUUGAAUCCCUGACCCUCUCCCUUUAUUUUUUAAAUAUUUAUUUAUUUUAAAAUUUGAGACAUGACCUAGGUUAUCCAUGCAGGCCUCAACUUGGCCAUCCUCCUGUCUCAGUCUCUUCUGUAACUGGGAUUACAGGUGUGUGCCCUUUGUCUGGCCGGGGUCUCCUUUUAUGUUGCAGCUGCCACUUGAGGUAUUUCUGCUCCAGGCCAAACUUGAGGUGGCUGUUCUGGGUAAAGUCCGAGGCCUGGAACGGUUUCCUAAAGUGGACCCUAUAUUGGUGGAGCUCGUGGCUGAGUCACCAGGACACCCUCAUCGUCCCCGACUGUCUACCACUUGCUAUGCCUGAGGAGACCCAAGAAGACACUGUGACACCAACACAGAGCCAGAAAACCAGGGGGCUCCUGGCUCCUAGCCAUGUGCCCGAGGUGCAGCUACACCGAGUGGAAUCCAUCAGCGACCUACACGGUGAAGGCUUGACACACCCGUAUCUGGCUGAGGAGGCCCGGCCAUGGGAUGAGUUGCUGGGUGUCUUGCCACCGUCACUGUGUGCCCAGGCUGGCUGUAGUACAGCAUUUGGUCGUGGCGGGUUCCUGCUGCUGCUGGUACUGCUAGUGCUCACCUGCCUGGCACUUGCCAUCCUGGCUGUCUACUUGAGCGGUAGGGACAGGCAAGUACUGCAGAGUGAAUCCCUGCGGGUCCUGGCACAUACGCUGCGCACCCAGGAGGAGAUGCUGCUCAAGCUCCGACUCGCCAGCCUCAGCCAACUGCGGAGGCUCAACUCCAGUGAAGCCCGGGCGCCCAGCUGAAACUCUACCUGGACCAGGGCAUAAAGGGUGUGGGGGGAAUAGAGGCUGUUGGCAGAUCUCUCCUCCCAUUGCUGGUCUAUGCCACUUUCUUGUUGAGAUUUUUGGAGGAGACUGAUAUGACUUCACAGUUACCUACCUCUCCUGAUCUCUUCAGCCAGGCCUAGCCAAGCCUUCUGGCACCAGAUAGGCCCUUCUGGGCUGGCCUACGGUCAAAGGAUGGGGUACCAGUCUCCUGGCUUCUCCUGUGGCCUGUCAGCAUACUCUGGGCAUCCCAACAUAGCAGGGUAAGAAGUCUAGAAAUAGCUGCCUCACUGCAGCCACCUACUCUCCCAGGCCUCCUAGCAGGAAUCCAACCUUAGGUCUCAAGAGACAGGCUGGACUCCAAGUUGGGGAGACCUCACCCUACCCCAGGGCACACUGCCUUCAAGGGCACAACUGAGAUCCCACUGGACCCAAGUCUGAAGUCCUGGAUGGAAGGGAGUUUGGGCAGAAAUACUCAAGAGUCAGGACCACAGAAGCAGAACAUUAUAUUCUAUUUAAUUAUCACAUAAUCUUUAAAAACACAAAAAUCCUUUCCAGGUAGCUUUGCCUCCCCACUUGCCAUAGUGGCAUCAGUACAGAUGCCAAUACCUCAAAGAACUGGGUCAUUCCAAAGCAUUAAGGCCUAAAAAAGGAAAGGGACGGCUCCCUACUGUCUGCCCCACGUCCCUGAGACAGGCACUCUCUUGGCCCUGCCUUCGAUAGGGCAGGAAUAAGCCUCAAGGCUGAGUACAGGGCAAAAAAGGGCAGGGUUCCCUACCCCUACUCACCCAACCUGUCUGGUUUUGUUUUUUUCUUAAAAAAAUAAAGUGACAAUCACUGGCA